Messenger RNA from Menidia menidia (Atlantic silverside), 726 nucleotides. The record is from the annotation of a GenBank genome assembly. NCBI's taxonomy places the organism in Eukaryota, Metazoa, Chordata, Actinopteri, Atheriniformes, Atherinopsidae.
AUGGAAAUAUACCUCGACCUGCUCUCCCCACCAUGCCGUGCUGUCUACCUUUUUGCCAAAGUGCUGGGGAUCCCCUUUGAGUUUAAGUCUGUGGAGCUCACAGCAGGGCACCAGUACAAUGAGGAAUUUGAAAAGGUCAGCAUUGUGAAGAAGGUUCCUGUUCUGAAGGAUGGAAGCUUCAUUCUGACAGAGAGCACUGCCAUCCUGAAGUACCUGGUGCAGAAGUGUCCAGCUGUGGAGGAUCACUGGUUUCCAGCCGACCCGCAGCAGCAGGCUCGUGUUAAUGAGUACUUGUCUUGGCAGCACUUGAACCUCAGAGCUCACUGUUCAAAGGUCUUCCUGCUCAAGGCUCUGUUUCCAUUUGCGAUGGGCUUUGAAGCCCCCAAGGAGAAGAUGGAUGUUGCGAUGGAGGAUGUGAAUCAGUCCCUGGACCUGCUGGAGCAGAAAUUCCUCCAGACAAAGCCGUUCAUCGUCAGCAACAAAAUCUCUCUGGCCGACGUGGCAGCCGUGGUGGAAGUCAUGCAGCCUCUAGGCGUGGGCGUGAAUGUGCUGGAGGGCCGGACGAAUUUGCUGGCUUGGAGAGACAGAGUGAAGAAAGAGCUCGGGGAGAAGCUGUUUGACCAAGCUCACCAGAAUGUGAUGGAUGCCGCCGGCAUGCAGCAGAAGAUGCAGAACAGCAGCGGGCUGGAGAAGCUUAAGUCAAAAUUUCAGAAGCUUUUCCGCUAA